AUGCAGAAAACUUGCGUUCAGUAGUCGAUUUUACCAGCGUUUCAAAUGCAAAAAGCUCAAAACCGCGUUUAUAAGCGUUUCCGUCUGAAAAUUUGUUAUAACGCUUCCAGUUCCAGAGCCUUUUUUCAACAUGAAAAAUGCAUGCAAAGCGUUUUCAAUGUAUUCAGAUGGACAAAACACAAAACAGGAUGUUCCUACCAAGCUUGUCACACAUUGUAAUGACCAAUUCACACCUCAGACCUCUCCCACCCUUGCAAACAAAAGAUAUGUUAAUUACCAUUCACAAAUUCCUCAUGA
Molecule: messenger RNA, 297 nt
Organism: Staurois parvus
Lineage: Eukaryota; Metazoa; Chordata; Amphibia; Anura; Ranidae
Source: the annotation of a GenBank genome assembly